Messenger RNA from Leucoraja erinaceus (little skate), 2469 nucleotides. It is a transcript of the gene xpnpep1, whose product is annotated as X-prolyl aminopeptidase (aminopeptidase P) 1, soluble. The record is from RefSeq and is a predicted model, not a curated record. The transcript has 21 exons. Gene Ontology annotation, molecular function: metalloaminopeptidase activity. The coding region runs from base 162 to 2057 and encodes 631 amino acids. NCBI's taxonomy places the organism in Eukaryota, Metazoa, Chordata, Chondrichthyes, Rajiformes, Rajidae.
UGUGACGCGUGUUUGCAAAUGGCGGCGCCCAGCCGGUGAGACGCUCGCGGCCGCAGCCGGCCAUCGGCAUCAGCAGAAGAUGCUGACUGCCCUGCUGAGUAUUUCCAGCACUGUGUCUAUCUUUAACAAGAUAACUCAUUCUUGAACGACAAGCUGUUUCUAUGAAUGCUGUGGAAAAUAUAAGAAAAAACGGAGGAAUAAUGUCCCCAAAAGUGACAACAGAGCUGUUGAAGCAGCUGAGGCAGGUGAUGAAGCACCUGAGUGAACCCAUCCAAGCCCUGAUUGUGCCAUCUGGAGACAACCAUCAGAGUGAAUACAUUGCUUCAUGUGACUGUCGGCGCGAGUUUAUUUCUGGUUUUGAUGGCUCUGCAGGUACUGCAAUUGUAACAGAGGAGCAUGCAGCCAUGUGGACUGAUGGUCGGUACUUUCUUCAAGCUGCCCAGCAAAUGGACAAAAACUGGACCCUCAUGAAAUUGGGUUUAAAGAGCACACCCACCCAGGAGGAUUGGCUGAUAAAUGUAUUACCUGAAGGGUCAAAGGUUGGUGUGGAUCCUUUUAUUAUUGCAUUUGACCAGUGGAAAGUCUUGUCUAAAGCACUGAAGAAUGCAGGUCAUGAUCUUGUGCCUGUCAAAGCAAACCUUGUAGAUAUGAUAUGGAAGGACCAGCCAUGUCGGCCUUGCAAACCUUUGUUGGUUAUGGAUUUGAGUUACACUGGUAUGUCAUGGCAAGAGAAAAUUGUGCAACAGCGUGCAAAGAUGGCAGAGAGGAAGGCCAGCUGGCUGGUGAUCACAGCUCUCGAUGAAGUUGCAUGGCUGUUUAACCUCCGAGGCUCUGAUAUAAUAUACAAUCCGGUCUUCUUCGCCUUUGCUAUCAUUGGUAUAAACACCAUAAGACUCUUCAUUAAUGAGAAACACAUGGAAGAACCUGCUGUGCGAAGGCAUCUGCAGCUUGAUUCAAAUGCCACGCCUGAUUUCAGUGUACAAGUACUCCCCUAUGAAUCUGUUCUGAGCGAGCUACGGACUAUUUGUUCCAACUUGAAUUCUAAGGAGAAGGUCUGGAUCAGUAGCAAAGCCAGCCACGCUCUUUCAGAAACUAUCCCAAAGAUGCUGAGGCUGGAGACAGUUUAUACCCCAGUCUGCAUUGCAAAAUCUAUGAAGAAUCCAAUUGAGAUUGAAGGCAUGAGGCAAGCUCAUAUUAAAGAUGCCGUGGCACUUUGUGAGCUCUUUGUCUGGCUUGAGAAGGAGGUUCCAAAAGGCAACAUAACUGAGCUCGAUGCUUCAGAUAAAGCUGAAAAACUGCGUAGCCAGCAAGCCAAAUUUAUGGGUUUGAGCUUUUGCACCAUCUCCAGCAGCGGUCCAAACAGUGCAAUUAUUCUACAUUUUAGGCCUAUCCCAAGUACAAACAGAACUUUAUCAUUGAAUGAAAUCUUUCUUUUGGAUUCUGGUGCCCAGUACAGGGAUGGAACUACAGAUGUCACACGUACAGUUCACUUUGGCACUCCCACUGAAUUUGAGAAGGAGUGCUUUACUUACGUGUUAAAGGGACAUAUCUGUCUGGGUUCAGCAGUUUUUCCAAGCGGUACCAAAGGACACCUCAUUGACUCAUUUGCAAGAGCGUCUCUUUGGGAACAUGGUUUGGAUUAUCUUCAUGGCACAGGACAUGGAGUUGGAUCUUUCCUGAAUGUCCACGAAGGGCCUUGCGGUAUUAGUUAUAAAACGUUCGCUGAUGAACCUCUUGAGGCUGGAAUGAUUCUGAGUGACGAGCCUGGUUAUUAUGAAGAUGGUAGUUUUGGAAUACGGAUUGAAAGUAUAUUUCUUUUAGUUCCCGCACAAACCAAGUACCGGUUUCUGAACAGAGAGAGCCUGAGAUUUCAAGCAUUGACUCUCGUCCCAAUACAAAUCAAAAUGGUGAAUGUCAAGCAACUCACAGAAAAAGAGCGUGAGUGGCUUAACCAUUACCACCAGUUAUGCAGAGAGGUGAUUGGAGCAGAACUGAAGAAACAAGGAAAAAUGGAGACACUACAGUGGCUCAUGAAGGAAACCGAGCCAAUCAGCUGAUGGGCAGAAUGAAGUUUGUGAAAGGCCAUCUAUUAUCAUUCACACUCUUAUAACCCACCGUAAACAUACUCAGCAGAGUUGGCAAAAUCGAAGGUAGAUACUAAAUGCUGGGAACUCAGCUAUCAGGAGGCAUCUCCGGAGAAAAUAAAUAGGUGACGUUACUGGUCGAUACACUUCUUCAAUUUUAAUAAGGGUCUCGACCUGAAACAUCAUCAAUUCCUUCUCUACGGAGAUGCUGCCUGACUCGCUGAUUUACUCUGGCAUUUUGUGUCUAUCUUCACUAUAAACCAGCGUCUGCAGUUCCUUCCUAUACAGAGAACCCAACAUAUGUCAUAUAAUCUCAAACUAAGAUGAUGCCUCCUUCAAAGUUAUGAUGUGAUUCUUACAAAAAUAAAAUAUUUCAUGCUUCUAA